AUUAAAGACGAAAGAUAAAUAUGAAUCAACGUCUAAAUAGUCCUAUUGUGAUCUGGAUUUCACUUGUAUUAUGGCUUAUAUCAGUUUUAGCUAUUUUGUGGUCAUUAAUAUUAUUUUUCUAUGUCGGUGAUAUUUUAUUUUUUACUGGUACAGAUAUCGUGAACGCGGUCGUAUUGCUGAUCGCAAUUAUUAUGCUGCCACCAAAUUUUUAUCAACUACAUGCGAUUGCACAUGGAAAUAAGAUUGAAUACAAAGCAAACGUUUUUUGCUGUCGACUAUGGACCUGUAUUGCUUGGGUAAUUAUACUAAAUAUUGUUGGUAUAAUUGUAUGCAUCCAAAGAAUUUUUUCAUGCCAAGAGGUUACGUCGAGUUAUUUAACUAACAGUAUAAGGCAAUACAGGACAGUCCCUAAACAUAGACAGUUUAUUGACAAACUGCAAUGGUCUCUAGGAUGUUGCGGAUUGAAAUCGUAUAAAGAUUGGUUUAGUCAAGACUGGCAUGAUAAAAUACGUGACUAUGAAUGGAUAAGUACAAAUGAUAGGAAUACAAACACAAUAAAAAGUGUAGAAACAGACAGUGUUCCAUUUAGUUGCUGCAAAAGUGGAUCUUGUGUCUCUAGUUAUUUGAAAGAAUUGGGCAAUCACUCGAUAAAUACAAGGGGUUGCUCUAAUAUAGUACAUAACUGUAUAAUUGUGUCCAUCAUUAUGCACCUUGUUAUGUUUAUCACUGUUAUAUUGUUGGAGAUUUUGUUACUUAAGCACAUCAUGCACAAAGAGGAUGAAGUAAGCGGUUUCAAAAAAAUUACCAAUAAGUUCAACAUAAGCCACAUAAUGUCUGUUAACGAUAAUUUUGAAGUGUCGAGUGAUUCUUACAUUUUAAACGAGGAAGACAGUGAAAUUGACUCAUCUAAUGCUUACUGUGAUGAAAAAUGA
Messenger RNA from Vanessa tameamea, 932 nucleotides. Its product is annotated as RDS/peripherin-like protein xRDS35. The record is from RefSeq and is a predicted model, not a curated record. The transcript is spliced from 6 exons. Lineage: Eukaryota; Metazoa; Arthropoda; Insecta; Lepidoptera; Nymphalidae. Gene Ontology annotation, cellular component: membrane. Bases 21 to 932 code for a protein of 303 amino acids.